CCAGAAUUAUUUUGGGCUGAGAUUCAGAUGUUAAAAUAGCAAAAAAGGUUGCAGGGUAGAUUACCAAGGAGAACACAGACAGUUGUGCUGUCGACCUACAUGUAGCUGUUGUACAGAGAGGCCAUGAAAAGCAACGUUUCCAACCAAGAUGAACCACAUCUGAAAGGCUAAAGAGGGAAGUGUAAUUCAUAAAACCACCAAGAAGAGGCCCAGAGGAGGUUGUAAAAGCAGAAGUGGAGAAUUCAGACAUGCCCAGAGGCCUCAGCUGCCUGGCGAGCCCUGAGGGGGCAGAAGGCAGGUAUGAAACCCCCCCAGCUUCAGAGCUCCAGAGGCUGAUGUGGACAAAAAAAGGGACCAGUAACCAUCUGGAUGAGGUUCAUCCCGGGAUCUACAUCGGAGACAUGUACGCGGCCAAAGACAAAAGGACUCUCCAGGCUCAUCGCAUCACCCACGUGCUUAACGCAGCUGAUGGGAAGUUCAAUGUGAACACAGGGCCCAGCUUCUACCGAGACACCACCAUCACUUAUCAUGGAGUCGAAGCUUUUGACAUGCCAUCCUUUGACUUGAGUCCCUUCUUUUACCCAGCGGCCAAUUUCAUCAAGAGCGCUUUGAGCUCUCCCACAGGUAAAGUCUUCGUCCACUGUGCAAUGGGCCUCAGCCGCUCAUCCACCUUGGUUCUGGCUUACCUGAUGAUCCAUGAGAACAUGACACUGGUGGAUGCCAUCAAAGCUGUGGGCGCCAACAGGAACAUUUGUCCCAAUAACGGGUUCUUGGAGCAGCUCCGAGCACUGGACACAAAGCUCCACUGCCAGGGAUUAUCCAGGAGCUUCAACGGGCGGACGUAAAAAUAAAAUCCUUCAGUCCAUA
This is a messenger RNA of Oreochromis niloticus (Nile tilapia), 867 nucleotides long. Its product is annotated as dual specificity protein phosphatase 13. The transcript has 5 exons. Gene Ontology annotation, cellular component: cytoplasm. Gene Ontology annotation, molecular function: MAP kinase phosphatase activity; protein tyrosine/serine/threonine phosphatase activity. Gene Ontology annotation, biological process: protein dephosphorylation; negative regulation of MAPK cascade. Lineage: Eukaryota; Metazoa; Chordata; Actinopteri; Cichliformes; Cichlidae. The record is from RefSeq and is a predicted model, not a curated record. The coding region runs from base 249 to 845 and encodes 198 amino acids.